ACUCCCAUCAUCCUCACCACCAUGAGCUUUUUCACUCGCGCUCUGCCCAUCGGGUCUCGUUCUCUAUCUAUCGCACGUCCAUCCUUAAUUCAAGCGAGAUUCGAGAGCACAGCUGCAGUGAAACGCCAACCAAGAGUCUUGCCUUCGUUCUCUCUCGACGGAAAGGUCUGCCUCGUUACUGGUGCUGCUCGUGGUCUAGGCAAUGAGUUCUGCCGUGCAUUCAUCCAAUCAGGAUGUUCAUCAUUGGCCAUCCUGGACCUGAAGGAAAGUGAAGCUCAAGUUGCGGCCGCGGAGCUGGUGGCAGCCGCGUGCGUUAACAGCGACUUGAAGCCAGAAGACCUUAAUGUCAUUGGCCUAGGAUGUGAUGUUUCUUCGGAACUCUCUGUACAGAAAGCCUUUGAAUCAGUUAUGGACAAUUUCGGGAGGAUUGAUUCUGUUGUUGCCUCUGCUGGUAUCGUGGAGAACUAUUCCGCUUUCGAUUACCCCUUCGACCGGAUAAAGCGUUUGUAUGACAUCAAUGUCCACGGAGCAUUUUUUACUGCUCGGGAAGCAGCACGGAACAUGAUACCCCAAGGCGGUGGAAGCAUCACGCUUGUCUCCAGUAUGAGUGCUAGUGUAGUGAAUAUUCCCCAGCCGCAAACCCCCUACAAUGCUUCCAAGGCCGCUGUUCGACACAUGGCAUCUAGUCUUGGUGUGGAGUGGGCCAAAAAGGGUGUUCGUGUGAACACAUUGAGUCCCGGUUACAUGUUAACCAAGCUUACCAAAACUAUUUUGGCGCAUGACCAAGAUCUCAAGAAAACAUGGGAGAGUUUGACUCCAAUGGGCAAGAUGGGUGAACCCGAGGACUUGGCUGGCGCCAUUGUUUUCUUGGCCAGUGAUGCUUCUCGGUUCAUGACUGGUGCAGAAAUACGUGUGGAUGGGGGCUACUGCGUGAUCUAAUGGGAUCUAUAUGGCUGGAUUUUUUAUCUACAAAUUACUAGAAUAUAGAGAUAACUUAGGGUGAGGGUACUAUGUUGACAAGAUUUAUUUAGGGGACCCUGUUGUUGUUUUUAGGGUUUAACUUGUGCAUGUUAUUAUUAUCUUGCUUUCCUCUGCAUCUAUUGUGUUCGUAUUCGCUCCAAGGAGUCUUCUACGCUAUUCCAGCAUUGCCGCAAGGGCUUGAAUAUAAAUGUGGGACAGUGGGGAUGACAUGGCGCGGCAGGACCCCGGAUAGUUCCUAGGGAACCCAGAUUGCCAGAAUGUUGGUGGUGUCCAGACAAUUUUCAAACCUUGCAAGUGUAAAUCUGUCUGGACCAGACUCUGGGUUCAGCAGGUUUGCUUGAAGUCCAGAAAUUUGUCCGGAUGCACGAUCUGGGUUCAAAAAAAUCUCAUAAAAAUUGCUUUUGAACAUGUAAAAAAAAGCUGUUGCGAGCAUUUAUUUGUAUAGUAAAACCCUAAUUAUCAUUGUCGACCACUUCUGGCUGACUAGCAUCUCCU
Molecule: messenger RNA, 1476 nt
Organism: Serpula lacrymans var. lacrymans S7.9
Lineage: Eukaryota; Fungi; Basidiomycota; Agaricomycetes; Boletales; Serpulaceae
Exons: 14
Coding region: 22-939 (305 amino acids)
Cellular component (GO): intracellular anatomical structure
Molecular function (GO): oxidoreductase activity, acting on NAD(P)H, oxygen as acceptor
Source: RefSeq, a predicted model, not a curated record